AUGUUUAUCGCCGACCUAAGGAAAGAUUUCUACCAGCAGCUGAUCGGCAAGCGGAUUCUGGUGCUGGUGAACUACGAUCUCGACGCUAUCUGUGCGAGCAAGAUUUUGCAGGCACUGUUCCGCUGUGACAAUGUGAUCUAUUCGAUCGUACCGAUCAUGGGGCUUACGGGGAUGAGGCGAGCCUACAACGAGCAUAAGGGCGACGUACGGUACGUGCUGCUGGUGAAUUGUGGUGGAUGCAUCGAUAUCGUGGACGUGCUGCAGCCGGAACAGGACGUCGUGUUUUUUAUCUGCGAUGCGCACCGACCGUAUGAUGUGUGCAAUGUGUAUAGCGAUGGUCAGGUUCGUAUUCUGGGUGAGAUGAACAGCAGCGAAAACAUACCCGCCUUCGAUGAUAUCUUUCAAGAUUCGGACAAUGAAAGUAACGAUGAGGAUGAUGCCGGUUACGAUGACGACAAUGCUGGCAGUGAUAGUGAUGAAGGAACAACAGCCGACAGCAAAGGAAACAAUCGUAUCCAACGCAUCGAGCAACGGUUGCUACGUCGCCGGGCGCGUAAAGCAUGGCAAGAGCGACGGAUAACGUUGAUGUUCGAAUACUCCCAGUACGCGUACUACGGUUCAAGCUCAGCGCUCAGCAUAUUUGAGUUGGCGUGGCGCAUGUCGAAGGAUUCACUCGAUCUACUCUGGUGGGCGAUCGUCGGCGUGACGGAGCAAAAGUUGCUCGGCAAGGUCGAAAGCUCCUCGUACACGCUGCUGAUCGAAAGGCUUCAAUCGCACGUAUCACGCCUAACGAACAAAGAGAGCGAUCAAGCCAUCCAGACAUCGGUUAAGAUCGUGUUCGAGAGUGAUCUUCAGCUGGCCCUGUUUCGGCACUGGAGUGUGCUGGAUUCGCUGCGCUACUCGUACUAUCCCGCCUGCCGGCUAAAACUGUGGACGCACAAGGGUGACAAGCAGAUGAACGAGCUGCUGGUGGACAUGGGACUGCCACUGGUACAGGCCAAGCAAACGUUCAACGCGAUGGAUCUGGUGCUGCGCAAAGAGUUUUACGAGAAGAUAGAAAAGUUCGCCCCGAAGUACAACAUGCCGGACGUGACGUACGCUUCGUUCGUGCUGCAGUAUGGCUACCGUAACCGAUACUCUGCAGCGGAUUACGUUUACUCGAUGCUGGCCAUACUGGAAUCGGUACGGCAGGAUCGGUUACCAGAAGCUUGCUUCCUACAGUCAAUGGAUGCACUGUCACGAGCGAAAAAAUCCAUUCUCGACGAGGGUAUCGAAAUGUGCAAAACACUUCUCACGACCAUUUUCAAGCAGGUGCAAACGUGCCUGGAAAUGCAUCAGAUACGCUCGGCCGGUCCAUUCCUGUAUCUGGUGCUGCAGGAGGAAGUGUCAUUCUUUAGCUGCCCGUACGGGUUGAUGUUGCUGGCAAGGUUUUUGCUACGCGCACACGUUGCCGUAUCGCGCAACCGACGGGCCCAGGAAUUGCCCCUGAUUGCCGUCGCACCAAUCGAUCUGCAGAGUGGUAUCUCGUUGCUGGCCGGUGUGCCACCCGCCUGUGAAGACAGUCGACACUUUUUCGCGAAAGCGUUCGAAGAGGCAGGCAACCGUAGUGGAGCGAUAAUCUCGCAAGACUUUUUCGAAACGGCCGUCAUACAGAUCAAGCAAUCCGACUGUACGAAAUUUCUCGAUGCGCUCACCGUUAUGCUGAGCUGA
Messenger RNA from Anopheles marshallii, 1710 nucleotides. RefSeq names its product cell division control protein 45 homolog (gene Cdc45). Gene Ontology annotation, biological process: DNA replication initiation; double-strand break repair via break-induced replication; mitotic DNA replication preinitiation complex assembly. Lineage: Eukaryota; Metazoa; Arthropoda; Insecta; Diptera; Culicidae. The coding region runs from base 1 to 1710 and encodes 569 amino acids. The record is from RefSeq and is a predicted model, not a curated record. The transcript has 2 exons. Gene Ontology annotation, molecular function: chromatin binding; DNA replication origin binding; single-stranded DNA binding. Gene Ontology annotation, cellular component: DNA replication preinitiation complex.